GACUUUUACUCUGAAACGUAACUUGACGUUGGUCACGUGACGCGUUAUGUUCAUUCCAUCCCCGUAUUCCUGUCCCUCAUUUGACACCCAAGUUAAUCGGAGAGAAAAUCACAAUGACAGCCGCGAUCUUUAAAGCAAAACAAGCCCUUGGCUUGUGUCUUAGAGGCUCUAGAGCUCUGUCCCAGCUAGCAGAGCUACCAGAGAUGCACCAGAUGAUGCGGCAGACUUGCAGGGACUAUGCAGCCAAGGAGCUGGCUCCCAUCGCAGCCACGUUGGAUAAGAAUCACACUUACCCCGCAAAGCAGAUCCUGGAGCUGGGAGCCUUGGGGGUGAUGGCUGUGGAGGUGCCUGAGGAGCUGGGGGGGACAGGCAUGGACUACCUGGCCUACAGCCUGGCCAUGGAGGAAAUCAGCCGGGGCUGUGCCAGCACUGGAGUGGUCGUCUCUGUUAACAAUUCACUCUACAUCGGACCGAUCUUAAAGUAUGGUAACGAAGAACAGAAAAAACAGUGGAUCACUCCCUUCACCACGGGAGAGAAAGUCGGCUGCUUUGCUCUCAGUGAACCAGGGAACGGCAGCGAUGCCGGCGCCGCGUCUACUAUGGCGCACCAGGACGGGGAUGAGUGGGUGCUGAACGGCACCAAGGCCUGGAUCACAAACAGCUGGGAGGCCUCAGCCACCGUGGUGUUUGCCACCACCGACAAGGCGCUCAAACACAAGGGUAUCAGUGCCUUCCUGGUGCCCAUGCCUCACCCGGGGCUGUCCCUGGGGAAGAAGGAGGAGAAGCUGGGGAUCAGAGCCUCCUCCACGGCCAACAUCAUCCUGGAGGACUGCAGGAUCCCCCUAGGAAACCUGCUGGGCUCCCGCGGAGCAGGGUUCAAAAUAGCCAUGCAAACCCUAGACAGUGGGCGGAUUGGCAUCGCCUCCCAGGCUCUUGGCAUUGCUCAGGCCGCUUUGGACUGUGCCGCCGACUACGCACACAAACGCACAGCCUUCGGAGCGCCCAUCGGCAAGAUGCAGGCCAUACAGUUUAAGCUGGCUGACAUGGCAUUAGCGAUCGAGGGUGCUCGUCUGCUCACGUGGAAGGCUGCCCUCUUAAAAGACGCCAAGAAACCCUUCACAAAGGAGGCCGCCAUGGCUAAGCUAGCAGCUUCCGAAGCUGCCACUUUCAGUGCACAUCAGUCGAUCCAAAUUCUCGGUGGGAUGGGUUUCGUGACGGACAUGCCGGCGGAGAGACACUACCGGGACGCACGCAUCACGGAGAUCUACGAGGGCACAAGUGAAAUUCAGAGACUGGUGAUCGCCAACCAGGUGCUAAAGGAGUACCAGCCAUAGACACCACUACCUCUACUCGGAAAUAUAAAAGACGAAGGACUUUUAUACUGAAAAUUAACAAGGGUAUAAUCUUUUAAGGACUAGAUGUCAUCAUGUCACAGCCUUUACCUGCCUACAUUACCUUAAACAUCAUGCGAGCAGAUUCGAGGCAUCAGGUCUCUGUGGGUCUUUUUGCGAAUCACAAUAAUUUAUUGCCAAACUCGUGCUUCUAUGGAUCAAGGGUUGUCGCCUUUCAUUUUUGUUUUUCUCAUCUGUAACCAACUUUAAAUUGUUCAAAUCUGUGUACUAUAAGAUGUUUGUUUUAAUUUGAUCAGGCGUUUCUGUAAAACAAAUCAUAAAGGUAAUGUACUUGAGAAGGCUCGCCACAAGGUGGCAGUGAUUAGCUAAACGUGUUGAUGCUCCCCAUAGCUCCGAUUGGUACAAAUGAAUUACAAGCCGAAGUACUGUAGUCCUUGUAGAUGCUUCUGAAUUUUCACUCUUCAGAUGACUGCUUUUGUCCCAAAUGAAUUGUUGAUCAAAUUGUACAUUUUGUAUGGUUUACAGAUUGACGGGUAGUAUAUGUAUCACAGUGUGAUUACCUCAAACAAUAGAUGAAUGAGGACAUGGUUGAUCAUAUAUCCUUCAAUUUUUGGUAUAAAAAAACAAAUACCUCAAUAACUAUCACCACGGGUGCCCAGUGUGUUUUUAUAACAGCUGUUUAGAAUUAAACGCAUGCCACCUGGUGGAGCCUUUGAGCCACAGUGUUGUAAAUGGGAAUUCCUUGAGCCUGUAGAACGAAUGCCAGGAUACCAGUAGACCUAUACAGUACUGUACUAGGAGGAUAAUACGUUCCUGUUCCGUUUGUGGACAACGGUCUCAGGUUGGCUCAGUACCGACUCAGGAGGCAGCCUAGUGUAUCUGCAAGGGUGUUUGAACCCAGGCUGAAAGGUUCUAGGUUCCAUCCCCAGUGCCCACAGCCUACCUGUAGGAAUCAUGUUAUUACCAGCCCCCAUUCAACCACCAGGUGUGACGGGGUGUGUCCACCCAGAUGUUUGAUGGAUGGAUCAGCCCAACUGUUGGUUCCCUGUAGGUUGCUCUGUUUAUCAUACAUUAGAUACUGUCACUAUAGGAGGGUUUCAGUCAUGUGAUCUGAAGGACGCCACCUUAGGACUUCAGGUGUCAUUCAGAGUAUAAUAAUAGUGAAAAUGAUGGCAACUUGGAAUGUGUGUGACAUCAUGGGAAACCCUACUACAGGGUAGAAGUGUCUUGUAAUAGACAUGCAUAAUCACACCUGGUUGCAGGGGCUCUAAAACUGAAUAGAACAGAAUACUGAUAUCAGGAGUACACAUUAAGCACACAAUAAUAGACACAAUCUCUUUCUAUUAUUUUGCACAUCCCAAGCACAAUAACAGUGGGCUUAUUGUAAUAUUAAUGUCUUUGUUAUUGUGUUUUCACAUGGGGGGUACUUUGACGAUAUAGACGGUGCUUCCUGUCUGAUAAGUAAUUCACUAAUCAUACCGUUUCUCCUAGACACCGCAGUGUCUCGAACCCAACACAACCCUCGACA
Messenger RNA from Gadus chalcogrammus (walleye pollock), 2880 nucleotides. It is a transcript of the gene acads, whose product is annotated as acyl-CoA dehydrogenase short chain. The transcript has 10 exons. The record is from RefSeq and is a predicted model, not a curated record. Gene Ontology annotation, molecular function: flavin adenine dinucleotide binding. Lineage: Eukaryota; Metazoa; Chordata; Actinopteri; Gadiformes; Gadidae. Bases 114 to 1334 code for a protein of 406 amino acids. Gene Ontology annotation, biological process: butyrate catabolic process; fatty acid beta-oxidation using acyl-CoA dehydrogenase. Gene Ontology annotation, cellular component: mitochondrion.